Ochlerotatus camptorhynchus is the source of this 1869-nucleotide messenger RNA. It is a transcript of the gene TMS1, whose product is annotated as serine incorporator TMS1. The coding region runs from base 152 to 1507 and encodes 451 amino acids. Gene Ontology annotation, cellular component: membrane. Lineage: Eukaryota; Metazoa; Arthropoda; Insecta; Diptera; Culicidae. The transcript is spliced from 4 exons. The record is from RefSeq and is a predicted model, not a curated record.
UCGGUCGUGUUGUUUUGUUACUGGUAGGGGUUCUUUGUUGUGAAAGCGAAAAAAAUCGAACUGAAAACGCAAAUCCAAUUAUUACAUUGGAAUUUUGAUUGUGAUUCGACAGUUUUCCGUGGAAUACCUUCAGUGGAUUGAUUCUCGUGCAAUGGGAGCAGUUUUGGGCUUAGUGUCGGCGGCAAAUCUUGCCUGCUGCUGCACCGGAACAGCAUGUUCCCUCUGCUGUUCGCUAUGUCCGUCGUCGUUGAAAUCCAACUCGACGGCGACGCGUUUCAUGUACGCCUUGAUGCUGCUGCUGGGAGCCAUCGUUGCUGCAAUAAUGCUUGCCCCGGGGUUGCAGGAUUUCCUCCAAAAGGUGCCAUUCUGCGCCAACUCUACAUCAACCGCUGGGCACCUGAUACCGAAUGCGGAAACGAUUGACUGCAGCUCGGCCGUAGGCUAUUUGGCCGUCUAUCGCAUCUGUUUUGCCUUGUGUUGCUUCUUUGCACUUUGGGCCCUCAUGAUGGUCGGGGUUCGUUCGUCCAAGGAUCCACGUGCUGCCCUGCAAAACGGGUUCUGGGGAAUUAAGUUUAUGAUCGUGGCCGCUAUCGCCAUUGGAGCAUUCUUCAUUCCGGAGACUGGAUUCGGUCCGGCUUGGAUGUGGGUCGGUCUGAUUGGUGGAUUUGCUUUCAUCCUGGUACAAUUGGUCUACAUCGUAGAUUUUGCCCACUCGUGGGCAGAAGCCUGGGUUAGCAACUACGAGGAAGAGGAAUCACGCGGAUGGUUCGCUGCGCUGUGCUGCGUCACCGGCUUGCAAUAUGCUCUUUCGCUGACCGGAAUCGCUCUUCUCUACGUUUACUUUACCGAAGCCGACAAUUGCUCGUUGAACAAAUUCUUCAUCACGUUCAAUAUGAUCCUGUGCUUGGGAAUCAGCAUUAUAUCGAUUUGGCCCAAGAUCCAGGAGCACGCACCCAAGUCGGGCCUGCUACAAAGCUCGAUGGUAACGCUGUACACAGUCUAUUUGACUUGGUCGGCCGUGGCCAACAAUCCGGAUACCGAAUGCAACCCGGGAUUCCUGGGAAUCAUCGGCGACAAGCAGAAUAAGGUUCACUUCGACAAAACGAGCAUCAUCGGCUUGGUCAUCUGGAUGUUGUGCAUUCUGUACUCGACGCUGCGCUCGGCCAACAAUGUGUCCCGUCUGGCUGAUCCGGAAAAGCAAGUCUUGGCAGCGACGCUAAGUGACGACAGUGGCUCGCACGCCGGUGGCGCAUCGAACGAAGUCCGUGAUAACGAAGAGGAUGCCGUUGCCUACUCGUGGUCCCUGUUCCAUGUGGUGUUCGUCACCGCCACGCUGUACGUCAUGAUGACGCUUACCAACUGGUAUCAACCCAACUCAUCGCUGGAUACCCUCAACGCCAAUGCCGCCUCAAUGUGGGUCAAGAUCAUAUCCAGCUGGUUCUGUCUGGGAUUGUACGCCUGGACCUUGGUUGCGCCGAUGGUUUUGAGCGAUCGCGAAUUCAAUUAGAUGUGCUGCAAGCAAAUUCGUCGUAAUUUUUAACCAGAGUAGAUAUCAAAUCUCCCAAUAGAAGAAGCUUUCCAAAGUUGUCAGUGUUGCAUUAGGUAACAUGUAGGUGGUUAUUGACUUUUACUUUUAAUACCGAGAAGGAUGUGAUAUGAUAAGGCUCAUUUUUCGAAAUGCUCGGAACGAAUGAAACGAAAAGGAAAUUUGAACUAGCAAUGGUAGCUUAAGUUUACCUUUAUUAUUAUAACUAACUAUACAGCAAGUACUCAACACAUAUUUGUCUUAAUCCAGACCAGAAAAUAAUGUAUAAUUUUCGUCCAACAAGUCUUAGAGAAUUAAUAAAGAGUCCAUUUGCGAUUGCAAAA